Messenger RNA from Oryza sativa Japonica Group (Japanese rice), 1282 nucleotides. RefSeq lists its product as uncharacterized. Gene Ontology annotation, biological process: protein refolding. Lineage: Eukaryota; Viridiplantae; Streptophyta; Magnoliopsida; Poales; Poaceae. The record is from RefSeq and is a predicted model, not a curated record. Gene Ontology annotation, cellular component: cytoplasm.
UGCUCCAGUUGAAGGCUCGCUGCGAGCCAUUCAAAAGCAAUUUUUUCUUUCAACCCCAUCCACCUCCGGACUCCGGUUGCGUUGCGCCAUGGCGCUGCAGCUUCAGGCCGCCACUCCGCAUCCCCCUCUUCCUCUCCGCUCCUCACGCCGCCGCUUCGCUGCUCCGCCGUCGCCUCUCGUUCUCCGCGCCGUAGCUUCCUCCCGCGAUGGCCCCUCCACGCGCCUCUCCUCUCCUGCGCCCGCGCCGCCUCGCCGCCGGCGGCGUGCGAGCGUGAGGGCCCGCGCCGGCGCGGGCAGAGGCGGCCGGGGGGAGUCCCCGUACGACGUGCUCGGCGUGCCUCCGUCGGCGCCGCCCGAAGAGAUCAAGCGCGCGUACCGGCGGCUUGCUCUCAAGUUCCACCCGGACGUCAACAAGGAGCCCAACGCGCAAGAGAAAUUUCUGCGGAUCAAGCAUGCGUACAACACGCUCAUGAAUUCAGAGAGCCGGUCCAAGUACGCGAGCACUAGCAGCAACACAUAUUAUUCGUCCAGGACAUACGGGAAGAGCAGCACUACUUCAGCUGAUGAAGAAGAGCCAUUCUAUGGCUUUGGGGAUUUCCUUAGAGAUCUUCAAGCAGAAUUUCAGAACUGGGAAGCCGGUCUGAAUUCAGAACAGAAACCUAAAAGCUUGUGGGAAGAGUUGGCAGCCAUUGGUGAAGAAUUUGUUGAGUUUCUGGAGAACGAACUCAAGAUCGAUGACUCAAGUGAUGCGGAAGACAAUGCAAAUGAUCCGUACACACAGUCUGGAGGCAAAAACAAGCAAGAUGUUAAUACAUCGACAAGUAGCUUUGAUGAUAGCGUAUCUGAGAUAGAGGCUGCUUUGGAGAAGCUGAAGAAGGAACUUGGGCUCAGCUGAGCCAUUUGAUACCGAUAGCAUAGCAUAUCAUACUGCUGCAACUAUAGGUCUAUAGCCAUCUGCAACUGACUUGGUGUUCUUACGAAGUUAUUUCUUAUACUCAAAUGUUCUUGGAUGCAUGAUACCUAUAGCCAUCGCAACCUGCUUGGUUGUCUGUGUGCAGGUAUUUGAUGUACCCAUUCUUGUCUUCAGAAGGUGAUGGUAGCUCAGAUAUUGUUAGUUUAGGUGAUACAGCUCACAAGUUCAGGGCAUCCAGCCUCUUUAUAAGAUGUUUGUGGUGUCUUGGGUGUGUUCUGCACUUGUGAAAUUUUUGGGAGUAAAAGAUGAUAUCCUGUUACACAGUGUAUGUUGUCAUUUCGUGCGGCCAAAAUGGGUUUAAUUUUGACA